Molecule: messenger RNA, 345 nt
Organism: Opisthorchis viverrini
Lineage: Eukaryota; Metazoa; Platyhelminthes; Trematoda; Opisthorchiida; Opisthorchiidae
Exons: 2
Coding region: 1-345 (114 amino acids)
Source: RefSeq, a predicted model, not a curated record
AUGAGACUCCAGAAAUUCUGCAAUAGAUUUCACUUUUCAAGAGAUGAGAAGCGGAUUCACGAAUCACAUUUCCUAGUGUAUAUCUACAAAGUUGUCAUUGUCAUCGCCGAAAGCAUAACAUCAGUGUUCAAGACCGAUGCCUUGAUGUCUCAAAACCAUGAUUUAUUUGAAAGCCUCGUCGUGAAGAAAAGAAUUAAAGUGGACAGGGAAGGGACUUGGUGCUUGCAAACCACAGCCACUCCAAGGUGCCUACACCUCCAGACAGUCAUUCAGGUAAUGGGGUUCGAAACUGACAACAAGGACGCCACUGACACCGACUGGCAGUCAGGUACAGUGGGAAUCUAG